AAUAACUUUUAUGGUUAAUAAAUUUGUAAUAUUCUUACCUUUUAAGGAUGAUAUUCUAAAUUUACAUAAAAGCAUAUCCAAUUAACAUGAAUGUGUUGUAUUUGAAGAAGGCUUUGAACUAAUAAUUCAAAUUAAGAAUGUGACAGAAUUUGUUAUAGAUUGGAAGCAAUUAUAAUUCCUUUUUAAUAUUUAAUACUGACUUAAGAUUUUUUAAAAUUUGCUAAGAAAUAUUCAAACAUUUAUCUGUUACUCUUCUAUGAAAUUAAAAUAUUAUAACUUUGCAAUACCAUUUAAAAAUUAUUUCUCUUUUAGUGUAUGUGUUACUGUCACUAAACCCAACCCAGACCCUUCACUUUCACCAAACAGAUCUAGAAUGGAAUGCCAAAUCUAUUCUUGCACUCAUUGUCUGUACACAACUCCAUAUAAAGGGAAUUUAAAAGUACAUAUGGUGGUUCACACGAAAGCUCGUCCCUAUGUUUGUAAUGUGUGUAAUAAGUCCUUUUCCCAAAAAGGAAAUUUGAAAGUUCACAUGCGUUUGCAUACUGGUGAACAUCCCUAUCAGUGUGACAUAUGCAAAGAAUCAUUCAAACAAAGAACUGCUCUUAUUUUUCACCAUGUUCAUAAUCAUAAUAAAAGUGAUUAACAAUUUUAAAAAAAAAAAUUUAAAUCAAAAUUUUCAUUCUGAUUAUGUUUUGCAAUUGCUAGACUAAUAUUUUUUUUUUUAAGUAAUCCAUUCCAAAACCUUUUU
Parasteatoda tepidariorum (common house spider) is the source of this 748-nucleotide messenger RNA. NCBI's taxonomy places the organism in Eukaryota, Metazoa, Arthropoda, Arachnida, Araneae, Theridiidae. The record is from RefSeq and is a predicted model, not a curated record.